AUGAUCCUGAGGGAGCAGGAAGAGCAACAGCAGCCAAAACUCAGAGACGAUCGCGCUCUUCUUCCCACACACAGACACAACGGCUCCAGCUCAAACCACGACCCAGAAGCCCAGCGUCCCACUUCGCCCUCGCCCACCGUACUUCCAGACUACGAGACUUCCCAGGCCCAGUUCUACGGAGGAGUACUUGCCACCGUCCGAAAGAGCACGAAAUCGUUUGCGAGGACUCGCUGCUUUCGAAUACUGUGGUGGGCGCUCAUAGCCUAUGCUGUCAUCGUCGGUCUCGUCGGCGUCCCCAUCCUGGCAUGGAAACUGUCCGGGAAAGGAGGCCAUGGAGGCGGAGACGAUGGCGGCGGCAAGCCGUUGAUACUCUCCAUCCCCUUCCACUCAGCAACGCAAGUCGACAUGGCUCUGCUUGCAGCAGAGAACGCGACUUUCGAGUGCAACAAGUGGGAGGACAAACACACCCUGACCACAGAUCCCGACGACCCCUACCAUUACAUUGCCUCUCUCGCCUUCACAUUUCCUCCUCUACCGGUCUUGCAAUUAUCCGCGGAUGGCCACCUCAACUGGACGGAUGCGCCAGGGCUAUCAGGGCAUAUGACAUUCGAUGUUAACCCUGACGCCUCUCAGCGGGACCUCGUGCUUUCCGCGGAUGUACGCUAUUCCCGGCCAGAUCUCUUUCACGCCCUCAGCAUCUGCCACACGCAGACGGCCAAUACAUCGGUCAUUACUCUCCGACUGCCGUACAACCUGUGGAAAGAGGAUGUUCUCGAGACAAAUAUGACGCUUCUCUUUCCGCAGCGCGAACAGCCCAUCUCGAUCUCGACUUUUGCGACUUGCUUCCCGACAUUCGACCAGGUGUAUGGCGCGCUCGAUUCUGCAGUGCACUUCGAUGAGGUUGUUAUCGAGGGCUCUGGCGCACCGAUCUCCUUCGACGGAAUACAUGCGCAGACACUCGUCGUCAGGACUUCUGGUUCAAGCGUCACAGGAAGGUUUAAUGUUUCGCAGGUCCUGUCAGUUGACACGGUGAACGGUCCCAUUGAGGCCGACAUCUUCUUGCUCAACGACGAUACCUGCAAAGCGCCUACCCACUGUUCAUUGAAUACGGGCAAUGCUCCAAUUGUCGCCGACAUUGUCCUUUCCGAUCAAUGUACCUCAACGCGCAAACAUCACCCUCACUUCGAGAUCCACCCCAAUACCUUCAACGCAGGACUGAACAUGUCUAUCUCGCACGCGACGGGAUCGCAUCCAAGUCGCAUGUUUUCGAUGGCGAGGACAACGCAGGGCCCGAUCUACUGCAGCCUCGACGCUCUCUUCACCGGGACAUUCGACUUAGCGACGAAGGAUGCGGCAGCGGACAUAUUGAGAAUGCCUGCCGUCGCGCAGGACGCGAUGAACAUAUCCAGCAUUAUCGCAAGAUGGUUCACCGGCGGUUGGAACAUGGUGCCCGAUUACAGCGCGCCUGGGCGUAUGCUUGGAUGGGUUGGCUAUGGCAAGCGGCCUGCCGGCGGGCAUGGAGAGAGCCACAUCUCUCUCGCCACAAGCCUAAGCCCGGUCAGGCUCUCGCUGGACGAGCCCGUUUCAUGA
Molecule: messenger RNA, 1590 nt
Organism: Peniophora sp. CBMAI 1063
Lineage: Eukaryota; Fungi; Basidiomycota; Agaricomycetes; Russulales; Peniophoraceae
Source: the annotation of a GenBank genome assembly